UGUGAACUGACGUGAUUCAGUAAACCUGCAGGUCGGGGAGCAAUCGUUAAAGGGACUGGAGGUCACACCAAUCCAUCAAAAUGGUUAAAAUCUUCAUUGGGAACCUGUCCCCAAACACAACAGCAGAGGAGCUUCGCUCCCUCUUCUCACAGUAUGGGAAGAUCUCAGAGUGCGACAUAGUGAAAAACUUUGGCUUCGUUCACAUGGACGACAAAGCAGAGGCUGACGAAGCCAUUCGAAACCUUCAUCAUCACGUUCUGAACGGCCUUCCCAUGAACGUGGAAUUGAGCCGCGGCAAACCCAAAGCCUCCACAAAGCUCCAUGUCGGUAACAUCAGUAGCAACUGCACCAACCAGGAGCUGCGCGCUAAGUUUGAAGAGUACGGACCAGUGGUUGAGUGUGAUAUUGUGAAAGACUAUGCCUUUGUGCACAUGGAGCGUGUGGAGGAUGCUAUGGAGGCCAUCAAUGGGCUGGACAACACGGCCUUCCAAGGCAAACUGAUGAGCGUGAAGCUUUCCACUAGCCGCCUGCGUACUGCGCCAGGAAUGGGAGAGCGGACAGGUUGUUAUCGGUGCGGGCAGGAAGGCCACUGGUCCAAAGAGUGCCCACUGGACCAGAACGGCUCUUACAGGGAGGGUCCCGGCGCGGACGGAUUCGGGCCGCCGAGGUUUGGCGGGGGUGGUCGCGGCCGGGGUUUUCACCGCGGCUUCAGUGGCGAAGCAGGUUUUGGCGGUAGCUACGCGCCCACGCACGGCUUUGCCAGAGGAGCCGGUUACGGCGGGCCCGGCGGGUAUGGACGGGGCGCGGGCUACGAGAGCGCUAUGGCUUACGCCGUACCGGCGGGCUACGGCAUCGGCGCGGAGCAUAGCAUGGCCCGAGCGUACGGCAGCGAGGCCUCGUACGGAAGCAGCGGUGCGGGCUAUGGCAGCAUGAUGCCAGCGUAUCCUACGCGGCGAUCGUCCUAUGAGGAGAGGGAUCCGUACGGGGUGGUGGACUUCUACGAGAAGUACAGGGCUCGUCCGUACGGCGCAAGUUAUUUCGAGGAGCGACGCGCUGUCCCUCUGCCGGCCCCUCCUCCCCCUUCCUCUUCUUCCAUCAUGAGAGACAGACUGUCCACCACUAGCCUCGACGCAUAUGAGCGCCGCCCUCUCCCUCCGCCGCCGGCCCCCGUCUCUUCAUACUACUCCCGCGACCGGAGCCCGAUCCGACGAAUCCCCGUCGAGGCGGAGGGAUACGCGUACGAGCGCUCUCGUCUCUCGCCUGUCUCCUCGCUCUCCAGAAGCUCUGCGUACGACAUGCCGCGGGAUCCCUAUGCCGAUCGGGCGCGCUACGCUUACUAA
Molecule: messenger RNA, 1340 nt
Organism: Chanos chanos (milkfish)
Lineage: Eukaryota; Metazoa; Chordata; Actinopteri; Gonorynchiformes; Chanidae
Product: RNA-binding protein 4.1-like
Exons: 3
Coding region: 81-1340 (419 amino acids)
Molecular function (GO): zinc ion binding; RNA binding
Source: RefSeq, a predicted model, not a curated record